AGGGUCUGAUUUUCAUCACAUACUUUUCCAAUCUUGAUUUGUGGAGAGAAGUGAGAGUAAAUUGGGCGGAAGAGGGAAGGGAGAGCAUUGCCAUCUCAUACUCUCGGUUUUCAUAUCGGAGAAUCAUUGCAUCGUAGGGACAGCACAGAAAAACUGCUGCAGUGCCGAAUGAUGUGGUCGGCUUCGACGGAAGGAAGAGGGGAAGCGAAGAUUUGAUUGGGAGGCAGAGGGAAAAGAGAGCAGUAAAUUUUUCGGUUCGGAGUGUGGGGUUCAAGAUGGGAAUGAAGGAGCCAGAAGUGGAUUUGUUCGAGCAAGGUCGAGAAGGCGGUGGACGUGCCUGUGCUGAUUCCAGUGGUUGAGAUUUGAGAAGAGCUGUCAAAGAAGGUUGGCGUGGGGGAUGAGGCAGGGUGGAGAAUGACCUAGUCCAUCAACAAUGCAGAUGGCGAUCAGGACGGUGACGCACCCGUUGAGCUGAUGAUGACGAAUGUAGCGUUGUUUGCUAUAGGUUUUUUGGGGCAGUGGCUUAGAGUACAUCCAAAUCUCACCCUUCUGUUAGUAGUUUGCCAGUUGCACACAACGUCCCAGUCGGCAAGGGAGAGGCUGCAGUUUUUCAGGGUGAAGAGGAACCUGAGAGUUUGAAAAGCCAAGAUGAAGUAACCUUCGUGUUAAGCGUACUCAUACACAAGCAGCUCAGGUCAUGACAAAUGUGCUGGAGUAUGGCUCAAACUUAGAAGCUUACCCUACUCUUCUUUGCCCUUUGCAUGAUCGCUCUUUGCAUGUGGUUUCUUCAAAAUCAUUACUUCACAGCAAUGCACGGAUCUCCAGGAAGCGACAAGUCACUUUACUACAGUUAUUGGACAGGGACCAUUUGGAUCUGUUAAUACAUGUUUGGCCAGCUUGCUAGGUUAGUGUGAUAGGUUGCUCAAUGUUUGUGCUUUUGGGUAACUACAAUGAAUCAAGUUAGUCAAUUUUGGGAUGAACCCUCUUUGCUAGAUUAGUGCGACAAAGUUAGUGUCAUCCACAGAGGUAGAGGGAAGGGAGGGGUUUAGAGUCCGAGCAUGGUCAAGAAGAACCACAUCAGGGAUAGAAACAACUUAAACGCCGUUAAUGAAGGCCACUGAUGUAUUUGAAGGAAUGAAAGGAAGGUCCAUUGGCUGCAUUCUGCAACAUGGUGCUGCUGUGUUGAUCUUUUACUGCUGGUUGUUUACCUCUGUAGAACCUUUGGCCAAUAGCCAUAGGAGUUGAACUUGGAAAACAAGCUUUUUUGCUGAGAAUGCUCCUUUUAUUGGAAAAUACAAAUUUGAUUGGUUUAUCCUUUCGUGGAAGUCAAGGUGGAGAACUGGAUGAUGGAAUAGCAAAGAAUUUCAAGGAUGAAUUCCAGAUUCAGGGUCAGGCCACCAAGAGCGCUGCUAGCAAGCGUUGUUUCUACAAAACAUGCAGGUUGCUUUCGCUGACUCAUGGUACGGAAUGCUGUUGAAGAAAAUUUAUUCCGAAUGUGAAGUAUAUAUAAUAUAUGGAGUCUGCAAUAGUCUGUAGUUGAAUCCAUGAUGAUUUCUCCUCACUUCGCUGAGCUCAAUGGUUCUUUUUUUCAUGGGGAGAUGUGGGUUUAUUUUCUCAUAAGCAAUAUAUUAUUUUCAAAAGAUACUAAACAUGUUAAAAUGACUAAACAUGUCAUUGUCGAAACAUUUCACGUGAUGUAGCCAUAAAUGUCGAUAUAUUUCCCAC
Linum tenue is the source of this 1725-nucleotide messenger RNA. Lineage: Eukaryota; Viridiplantae; Streptophyta; Magnoliopsida; Malpighiales; Linaceae. The record is from the annotation of a GenBank genome assembly.